AUUGUUCACAUUCUCCCCACCACUCAUCCUCUAUUAUUGGUUAAUUCGAUUGCAGUAAUUAUCCCUGGGGCAUAUGAUUAGUGAUCUAUAAAUAAAAACAGCCUUUUACCGCAAAAAUUAAACAAUUAUUAACGCACACGAACUUGAACUAAAUUUUGUGUGCACUAAAAAAAAUUUUCAAUUGUUAACCCAGAAUAUCGAUAGAUAAUUCGAAUAGAUUAAGAGCCAGGUCAGAAUUAGUCUGGUGUAAGUGGGUUAUAAAUAUGCUUUCACUAAGAAAAACAGUUUGCAGGAAUUUGAAUAGAGUCAAUGUGGCUAGUAUUGGUAGAAUAAGUGUCGUUGCACCUCGUUUCCAAUCGACAACUACUACAGCAGUCAAUCCAGAAACUCCAAUCAAACCACAAGCCAAAUUUAACAAAGAAAACAAAAGAGUAUAUAGUCAUAUCAAUCCAAAGUUAAGAGAUAUCACUCAUCAAAUUCAAAAAUCAUCUCAAGCAGCCAAGGGUGAUUUAUCAGAAACUGUUGAAAUUCUAGAAGAAGGAUUAAGUUAUUUACGUGAGAUUCAAGAAUCAGAAAGAAUCGACAAUAAAUCAUUAUAUUCAAAGUUCCAACCUAUUGUUUCCCAGAUUCUUUUCAAGGCUAUCCAUUCAAAUGCAUCUCUCGGUGGUAAAUCAAUUGAAGAUUUACUUGAUAUACUCGUGAAAUAUGGUGUUGCCAGCAGAUAUUACUUUACUGCUGUUGCCGUUCAUUAUUUAAAGACAGAUGAAAAUCCAUUUCAAAAGGUUUUACAACUCUGGGUCAAAUGCAUUGAAUUUGAAAAAUCUCAUGACUUAACUUCAACAUUUCCUUAUGUGAACACUCUUUUAAAAAAUCGUCCAUAUUAUCUUCCAAAUAUUGUGUUUUUUGCUUAUGUUCAAGUUUGUAUUGAACAAAAAGUCAAGAUUUCAUUUAACGACAUUCAAAAGUUAUUAUUAACCGAUAAACUUCCAAGUGGAUACUUAAUUGCUGACACCUUAGAGGAUGUGGGAUUAUCUUCCAAAUAUAAAAAUGAAUUAUCAGAGUUACAAAAAGCUGUCAAGAUCGAAGCUAGUUUAAACUUGGAUCCAAAUGGUCCAUUUGUUUUAAGAAGAAUUACUGAUAUUGUUUCAAAGAAUAAUGCCCGUGCUUUGAAUAACUUAUUUAGAGAAGUAAAAGAAACUUCAGCCAGAAAUGGUAAAAACAUUUCAGAAAAUACCUUGGCUAGAUUUAUGAAUGCAUAUUUAGAUUUAGGUUUACAUGAUGAUGUUUUCAGAAUUUUUGAUGAAUUGAUUCAUAGUGGUGUUGAAAAGCCUUCAACUAAAAUCUGGGAAGUUGUGAUAAGAGCAAUUGGUAGUCCAACUAAUGUGUCCAGAACCGAAGAUAAGGAAGCUUUAUUAUCAAAUUUCGAAAGUGUUAUUCAAACUAUGUUAUCUAAUGGAAAUGAAUUAGAUUCUAAGAUCCUUGCUGUCAUUAUCAGUGGAUAUGCUACUCUUGAUAAAUUCAAUUUAGUCGAUGAGUACUUAGAGAAGUAUGUUGAAAGUGGAAAAUUACCAAUGAUCAGUCCAAUUAAGAAUAAUGUGUUACUCGGUUUACUUCAUAAUAAGAAGAUUCAAGAAGCAGAAGACAAAUUGAAGACUUUUAUGAGUUCCGAUGGAUACGUGCCGUCAACCACUGUGAUGAAUUCAUUUUUAAAUGUUUAUUCUAAAGCAUCUAAUGCCAAAGCUGUUGAAGGGAUUGUGAAUUUUAUGAAAUCUAAUUCUAUUCCUGAAAAUGUUGCUACUCAUUCUAUUUUAAUUGAUUACUAUUUCAAAGCUCAUCAUUCUAAAGGUUUAUCUGCUGAUAUAGAUGGUUUAUUAGAAAACAUUAACAAUUCUAAAGAUAUUCAAUUGAAUGAAUUUACAUUCACUUCCAUAAUUGAUGGUUUAAUCAAUAAUGCUUCUAACUUCGAAGCUGCGAGAGUUUUAUUUGGUAAAGCAGUUGAAAAGUAUCCCAAAGCUCAACAUUUAUAUACUGUUAUGAUGAGAGGUGAAUUUGAACAAGGUCUGUUACAAGUAGGUGACGCAUUGUUUGAAGCUUAUCUUGCUAACGUUAGAAAUGAUACAAGAGUUUGGAAUAUGGUAAUUCAAAUGAUGUUAAAUAAAAAUAAAGGAGUUGCUUUAUCGUAUUAUCACAGAUUGAAGGAAGAUAAAAUCAGCUCUCCUAAUGAAUUUACCUACUAUUUCUUAUUAAAUCAUUUUAGUAGAAGAGGUGCUAAUGAAAAUGUUCAAGAAAUUCUUAAUGAUAUUGCCAUUCAUCCACCAAAAGACUUUGGAACUCAGUUACCUACAUUAAUAAAAUCAUUGUCAGAAAAAUUUAACGUUGAUUCUAAGAUAUUAGGGUCCCUUUAAACAGAAUAUAUAUUUUCCUGUAAAUAAUUAUGUACAUAGAAUUCAGAAGAUAAAAGUUAAGUUAUUAUCGAUAUGACGU
This is a messenger RNA of Scheffersomyces coipomensis, 2484 nucleotides long. RefSeq lists its product as uncharacterized. The record is from RefSeq and is a predicted model, not a curated record. NCBI's taxonomy places the organism in Eukaryota, Fungi, Ascomycota, Pichiomycetes, Serinales, Debaryomycetaceae. The coding region runs from base 264 to 2405 and encodes 713 amino acids. Gene Ontology annotation, molecular function: protein binding. The transcript has a single exon.